Messenger RNA from Trichechus manatus latirostris (Florida manatee), 894 nucleotides. RefSeq names its product BRICHOS domain containing 5 (gene BRICD5). Lineage: Eukaryota; Metazoa; Chordata; Mammalia; Sirenia; Trichechidae. Gene Ontology annotation, biological process: regulation of cell population proliferation. The transcript is spliced from 8 exons. The coding region runs from base 1 to 894 and encodes 297 amino acids. The record is from RefSeq and is a predicted model, not a curated record.
AUGGCUGCCAGACACAAACUGGGAGCCAGCUGGAGACAGAGGACAGCCAAGAGCCAGGCAGGGCAAGCAUUUAUUGGCGGCUCCCUGGAUGCCAAGCCCCCUGCUGGGCACGGGGAGUCUGCAGGGAACACCGAGAGACUAAGACAGCUCCGGAAAGCCGGCUGGCUUUUCGGGCCGCGCAGACAAUCGGUGCGUUGUCAGCAGGGGCUGCAGCACGGAGCAGGGCAGCUGCCAUCUGAAGCACCCCAGGCCUGUUGGGGUGAGUGCCCCCCCAGUACCCUCUCCUGGGACCGGGACCCACGGGAGGCCUGGGUGAAGAGCAAGCCCUGCCCUGGAGGCUGGAGAGCUCCAGGCCUGCUGCUGGCGCUGGCGGUGGUCACUGCCAGGGCCGUGGAGGGGGGCUUCUUAGCUUUGCUCACGGCCCUCCCAAGCCCCCGGGCCAACCAAACCGCCCUGGUGGAUGUGGCCCGGGACACAGCCACCAUCUCCGUGACCCCCGCUCAGAGCAACCGCAGCUGGGUGGUGCUGUUUGAUGGGCAGAGCGGCUGCGUCUGUUACCGGCCCCCAGGGCACAGGGCCUGCUUCCUGCACCCCAUGGAGCCCCAGGACCAGGAGAACCUGCAGCUGCUGGUGAACACCUCGUGGGUCCCAGGGUCCCAUGGCCCCAGCCAGGACACUGGCCAUGCCCAGGAGCUGCUGGCUGUGCUGGGGAGGCACGAGGUGAACCCUGCCCAGAUGGGGGCUGCGGUACGGCACCUUUGCGUGCGGACGCCCAUCUACUGGGCCCGUCGCACCGAGGGGCCCCUACGGCAGCGACUUAUCUACCUCUGUAUCGACAUCGGCUUCCCCAGCAACGUCUGUGCGUCAGUCCGCUUUUAUUACCUCCCCGACUGA